ACUAGCUGCGGUUAGCACAGAGGAGUGGAAGUGAGUGGCAGCAAAGUUUGUCUCUGCGAGAUUUAUGGGUCCAGCUGCCGUUUAUAUGUAUUAAACACAUGUCGGGCGACGUCGUGGUUAGCAGGCAGGUCUAUCGCUGGUAGGAGAGGAGGGGAAAUUGUGUUCCAUGAAAAUGAUUUUCUUACCACUGUCUGGUAGGCCAUGAUCGGCUUGUCAAGUUAUGCAGGGGUUAUGGAAAAUCUAAUGAAUUCUGCUGAAGAGCAGCAACCCUCCUCUCCCCUGGCCAACUCAUGGUCCACAAAACAGGAAUCAAGCAAGAAUCAGAAGCCAAAGCAUGUUGGCGGAUUUGUUUUAGUGCAUGCAGGAGCAGGAUACCAUUCUGAAUCUAAGGCCAAGGAGUACAAGCAUGUGUGCAAAAGAGCCUGCCAGCGAGCCGUGGACCGACUCAAAGCUGGGGCACUUGCAGUGGAAGCAGUGGCUGCAGCACUGGUUGAACUUGAGGACUCUCCUUUUACAAACGCGGGCAUGGGCUCCAACCUUAAUUUGUCAGGGGAAAUUGAAUGUGAUGCCAGUAUCAUGGAUGGGAAGUCGCUGCAUUACGGCGCCGUAGGGGCUAUCAGUGGUAUUAAGAACCCAGUCUUAGUUGCAAACCGUCUACUGAGUGAAGCACAGAAAGGGAAACUAUCAGCUGGCAGAAUACCACCCUGCUUUUUAGUGGGGCGAGGAGCACACGACUGGGCAGUCAGUCAUGGAAUACCACCAUGCCCCUCAGAGAAAAUGGCCACCAAGUUCAGUUUAUCUGCAUACAAGAGGAACAAGCGAAAAAUGGAGCUGGCAGAAAAAAUGGACACGGGACAUAAUCAGGCCAAGAAAAGACGACAAUCAAGUGAAAAUGAAAAUGGUUCAGGGUGCCUCGACACGGUGGGAGCCGUUGUGGUAGACCUGGAAGGGAAUGUAGCUGCAGCGGUGUCCAGUGGAGGUCUGGCCAUGAAGCAUCCCGGCAGGGUUGGCCAGGCUGCUCAUUAUGGAUGUGGCUGCUGGGCUGAAAAUGCCUGUAACAUGAACCCUUACUCUACAGCAGUGAGUACCUCAGGCUGUGGAGAGCAUCUGAUUCGCACCAUGCUGGCACGGGAAUGCUCUGCUGCCAUGCAGUCUGAAGAUGCCCACCAAGCACUGCUGGAGGCUAUGCAAAACAAGUUCAUCAGCUCACCCUUUCUCGCCAGUGAAGACCGUGUUCUGGGUGGAGUAAUUGUCUUGCGCUGCUGCAGAUGUGUGGAAGCUCAACCAUCUCAAAAUAUUCAGGGUAUACUGGUGGAGUUCCUAUGGAGUCACACCACAGAGAGCAUGUGUGUCGGCUACAUGUCUGCCCAGGAUAGCAAAGCAAAGACACACAUAUCCAGAUUACCACCUGGGACCGUUCCUGGGCAGUGCUUGGCCAUCGAAGGAGGUGUGUGUAGACUGAUGAGUGUGGUGGAGUGAGCUGCAUUCGCCCUCCCUCCGGGCUUUUUCAGCAAUACUUCAAUACAAACCCUUCCACUCAACCACACACGCGUGCACACCGCCCUCAGCUCCCCACCACCUCUGUGACACCAGAAGUAAUAAGCUUUAGCUGUUUUAACAGGUGCCCAGAAAGGAAGGAGGGGUGUUAGCUUGUACUUAGUGCACUUACAGGACUUCCCUUUGCUGCCUCCAGCAUGUACUCUAUGCCCCCCCUGCUUCCGAGAUCUCCAGUGUCACCUGGAUUAGACUUGAUGCACCAUUGCCUUGAUGCACCAUUUUUUUGUUAUUACUCCUUUCCUUUCCUAUUCUUUUUUUUUUUUUCCUUUUGUAUAUAAGCUAUGAUUUAGGAAAACAGGGUGGAUGUUCAUGUUGUUUUGUAUCGCUGAACAGAUGUGACUAUUUUCAGACACUUAGGAAUUUCAAAUGCAAGACCUUAUUUUGUUCCUCAGCUACUUUUCAAGUUUAAAAAGAUGUCAGAUUGCACCUUGUGGAAUGCCUGCUACUCCAGAUAAUUGUUAUGAGUGAAGCAUUUAUAGCUGUGAGAGUGAUAAAAGCAAUUUAUAAUGUUAACACGUACGACUUCCAUGUACUUGUACACACAUAUUGUUAUUAAUCCUCCAGCAUACUGUAUAAUGUAGCAUAAUGUGCAUCUUAGCUCAUGAUGAAUUUUAUAACCAUUUCAGCCAUAGAAUGCUUUGCUUUGAUUGUUUUUAAAUGUGAAUACAUAGCUAUUGCAUGUGCGGAAUCUACAGUAAGCCACUUUGUGUUCUCCGACAGGCGUAGAAUUGAUCAAGAAGCAGGAAGCUAUGCACUUCCAGAUUGAUGCUGAUACAUACAUAGUGCUCAGGUAGCAGCAUUUGACCCCAUCGCCAAACAUGACUGUUAGUCAUCAUUUAAAAAUGACAAUUUAUAUUUCUAUAGUUACAUCGACAGAGACAUGUAUUUUCUUGCUAAAAAACAAAAAUGAUCACUAAAAACUAAUUUAUGUAUCAAGCCCGUGAAUUGGUGCUGUUGAGAAUUGUACUUGAAAGAAGUAAGGAUCUAAAUUAGUGUUGGGAUAAUCAGUUCCUCUGGUUUUGCUGUUUCACUCAGUUACUACUAAGAAUUCCAGUCUCAACAAAACCAUAAUAGAGCUUGUUUAUUCUUUACUUGAAAAUGCAACUAAUAUAAAAUGGUAUAAGCUAUGGAAAUGGUAAUAUGUGCACAGCUCUCUACAGUGCUCAAAAAGUAAAUAAAAUCUAUGUUGCUACA
Molecule: messenger RNA, 2751 nt
Organism: Epinephelus lanceolatus (giant grouper)
Lineage: Eukaryota; Metazoa; Chordata; Actinopteri; Perciformes; Serranidae
Gene: tasp1
Product: taspase, threonine aspartase, 1
Biological process (GO): protein maturation
Cellular component (GO): cytoplasm
Molecular function (GO): threonine-type endopeptidase activity
Source: RefSeq, a predicted model, not a curated record